UGCCAGUGGCAGACUAAUAAUACCAAAAUAGACAGCGUGAGCAACGACCGACAUAGCUACAUCCCGAAGCAGAAAUGGCUGCCACCGGAGUCCUUCCGUUUAUCCGGGGGGUAGAUCUCUCUGGAAACGAUUUCAAAGGCGGUUACUUCCCCGAGCAUGUGAAGUCUAUGAGCAGUCUCAGAUGGCUGAAGCUGAACAGGACGGGUCUGUGUUACCUGCCGGAGGAGCUGGCUGCCCUACAGAAACUGGAACAUCUGUCCGUGAGUCACAACAGCCUGACCACUCUACAUGGGGAACUGUCCAGCCUGCCCAACCUCAGGGCGGUGGUUGCCAGGGCCAACAAUCUAAAGAACUCUGGAGUUCCAGAUGACAUCUUUCAGCUGGAUGACCUUUCUGUUCUGGAUCUGAGCUUCAACCAGUUGACUGAGAUCCCCAGAGAUCUGGAGAACUCCAAGAACAUGCUGGUUCUCAACCUCAGCCACAACAGCAUCGAUGCCAUCCCCAAUCAGCUGUUCAUCAACCUGACAGACUUGCUCUACCUGGACCUAAGUGACAACAAGAUGGACAGCCUUCCUCCACAAAUGAGACGCCUCGUCCACCUCCAGACCCUCAUCCUCAACAACAACCCCCUAAUGCACGCCCAGCUACGCCAGCUGCCAGCGAUGGUUGCCCUCCAGACUCUCCACCUGAGGAACACCCAGAGAACACAGAGCAACAUGCCCACCAGCCUGGAGGGGCUGGUACACCUGGCAGAUGUGGACCUGUCAUGCAACGACCUGGGGCGCGUUCCCGAAUGUCUGUACACCCUGAGCAGUCUGAAGCGACUCAACCUAUCCUCCAAUCAGAUCUCAGAGCUCUCCCUCUGCAUUGACCAGUGGACACAGCUGGAGACACUCAACCUCAGCAGAAACCAGCUCACGUCACUGCCGUCUGCUAUCUGUAAGCUGGGGAAGUUAAAGAAGCUGUAUGUGAACAGUAACAAGCUGGACUUUGAAGGGGUUCCGUCUGGUGUGGGGAAGUUAUCCUCCCUUCAGGAGUUCAUGGCUGCCAACAACAACCUGGAACUGAUACCUGAAGGGCUCUGCAGGUGUGGUAAGCUGAAGAAGCUGGUUCUGAAUAAGAAUCGUCUGGUUACUCUGCCUGAAGCCAUCCACUUUCUGACUGACCUACAGGUUCUAGAUGUACGUGAGAACCCCAACUUGGUAAUGCCCCCCAAGCCAGUGGACCGGACAGCAGAGUGGUACAACAUUGACUUCUCUCUUCAGAAUCAGCUGAGGCUGGCUGGAGCAUCUCCCGCUGUGGUAGCAGCUGCUGGUGGAGGAGCCAGCCCGCGGGACCCCCUGGCGAGGAAGAUGAGGCUGCGGAGGAGGAAGGACAGUAGCCAAGACGACCAGGCCAAGCAAGUCCUUAAGGGAAUGAGUGAUGUCACGCAGGAGAAGAACAAGAGCAUGGAGGAGAACGGGGACCAGAAGUACGGAGAGCUGAAUGCAUCGCUUGGAGCAGCGCGGCGUUGGGACAAGAGCCUGGAGAAACCACAGCUGGACUACUCCGAGUUCUUCAUGGAGGACGUUGGACAGGUACCAGGUGUGUUUGUGUGGCAGAUCGAGAACUUCGUUCCGAUGCAGGUAGACGAGGCGUUCCAGGGGAAGUUCUACGAAGCAGACUGCUAUAUUAUCCUGAAGACUUCCCUGGAUGACAAUGGAUCGCUGAACUGGCAGAUCUUCUACUGGAUUGGUCAAGAGGCCACUCUGGACAAGAAGGCGGGGUCAGCCAUUCACGCCGUCAACCUCCGCAACUACCUGGGGGCCGAAUGCAGGACCAUCCGAGAGGAGAUGGGGGAUGAAAGCGAAGAGUUUACCGCAGUGUUUGAUAACGACAUCUCAUACAUUGAGGGAGGAACAGCCAGCGGCUUCUACACAGUGGAGGAUACCCACUACACCGUCAGAUUGUAUCGUGUGUAUGGAAAGAAGAACAUCCGUCUAGAAUCAGUUCCUCUGAAGGCCUCGUCUCUGGACCCACGGUUUGUGUUCCUGUUAGAUACCGGUCUGGAGAUCUUUAUCUGGAGAGGAGCCAAUGCGACCCUGUCUGGCACUACCAAGGCCAGGCUUUUUGCAGAGAAGAUCAAUAAGAACGAGCGUAAGGGGAAAGCUGAGAUCACCACUGUGCAACAGAACCAGGAGCCUCCCGACUUCUGGGAGGUUCUGGGAGGACAACCUGAAGAGAUUCGCAAACACGUCCCUGACGACUUCACCCCCAUAAGACCCAAACUAUACAAGGUGGGUCUGGGGUUGGGCUACCUGGAGCUCCCUCAGAUCAAUUACAAGCUGUCAGUGGAACACAAAGACAAGGUCAAACUGGACACGCUGCCCGAGCUGCGACUGCUACAAAGUCUGCUGGACACUAAGGGAGUCUACAUCCUGGACUGUUGGUCUGAUGUCUUCAUCUGGAUCGGGAGGAAGUCUCCUCGGCUGGUCAGAGCAGCCGCCCUGAAGUUGGGACAGGAAGUCUGCUCCAUGCUACACCGACCCAAACACGCCACCGUCACCAGAAACCUGGAGGGGACAGAGUGUCAGGUGUUUAAGUCAAAGUUUAAGAACUGGGAUGACGUGUUGAAGGUGGAUUACACCAGAGCGGCUGAGAGCGUGGAGCAGGUGGACGGACUACAGAGCAAGGUGAAGAAAGAUGCUGAGAAGAAAGACGAGAUGAAGGCUGACCUCACCGCUCUCUUCCUCCCCCGGCAGCCUCCAAUGGCUCUUACUGAGGCAGAACAGAUGAUGGAGGAGUGGAACGAGGAUCUGGAUGGAAUGGAGGGGUUCGUGUUGGAGGGGAAGAAGUUUGCUCGUCUUCCAGAGGAGGAGUUUGGACACUUCUACACACAGGACUGUUACGUGUUCCUCUGCAGGUACUGGGUGCCUGUGGAGUACGAGGAUGAUGACAAGGAGAAGGAGAAGAAGGAGAGACAUGGCCACGGAGGAGAGGAGGAGGAUGGGGAGGAGGACAGGGUUGAGGAGGACUUCCAGUGUGUGGUGUAUUUCUGGCAGGGGAGGCAGGCCUCCAACAUGGGCUGGCUGACCUUCACCUUCUCCCUGCAGAAGAAGUUUGAGAGCCUCUUCCCUGGGAAACUAGAGGUGGUUCGUAUGACCCAACAGCAGGAGAAUCUAAAGUUCCUGUCCCACUUCAAGAGGAAGUUCAUCGUUCAUAAGGGGAAGAGAAAACUGAAGACUGACUCCGCUCAGCCCUCCCUCUAUCACAUACGCACCAACGGCAGCGCUCUCUGCACCAGGACGAUCCAGAUUGGAACUGACUCCGCCAACCUGAACUCGGAGUUCUGCUUCAUCCUCAAGGUGCCCUUUGAAAGUACAGAUAACCAGGGGAUAGUUUAUACCUGGGUUGGCCGGGCAGCCGACCCUGAUGAGGCCAAACUGGCUGAAGACAUCAUGAACUGUAUGUUUGAUGACACCUACAGCAAACAGGUGAUCAAUGAGGGGGAGGAGCCAGAGAACUUCUUCUGGGUGGGGAUUGGCUGUCAGAAGCCUUAUGAUGAAGAUGCAGAUUAUAUGAAGUAUGCAAGACUUUUCCGCUGCUCCAAUGAGAAGGGCUACUUUGCCGUGUCUGAGAAAUGUUCAGACUUCUGUCAAGAUGACCUGGCUGAUGAUGACAUCAUGCUGCUGGACAACGGGAAGGAGGUGUACAUGUGGGUUGGAACUCAGACCAGUCAGGUGGAGAUCAAACUCAGCCUGAAAGCCUGCCAGGUGUACAUUCAACACAUGCGUUCUAAGGAGACCGAGAACCCCAGGAAGCUGCGUCUCGUCAGGAAGGGAAACGAGCCACACUGCUUCACGCGAUGCUUCCACGGCUGGGGAGAAUUCAAGACCCCGCCUGCAUAGUGUGACAUUAGGUCCAGACACACGCGUACACUUAGAGCUUGGUCCUAAAGGGCAAUGUCAUUUUCUAUCUGUAAAAGAGGCCUAUUUCAUAUCAGAACAAACUCACAAUGCUUUAUCUGACUGAUGUCCCACCAUCCACCCUGGCCCCCCCAUUAUCCAUCAUCAUCCAUCCAUCCAUCCUGGCCCCCCCAUCAUCCAUCCUGCCCCCCCAUCAUCCAUCCUGCCCCUCACAUCCGGAGGAUGACUGCUGUCCUGGGGGAGGAAGAAGGGAAGUUUUGGUUUUUCUAUGUGCUUUUAGCAGGGCUGAAUCAUACAUGGUUAUUGAUUAUUACACGACGAUCGAUUGGUUUUAUGUACAGAUGUUUUUUAGUGGUUCUGGUGAAUUUGUUCCAAUGUGCUUAUCUAACAGCCAGAUAUAAUCGAUGGUUCCUGUCACAGGGGAUGUUUUUCAAACUGAUCAGAUGUCAGAUCUUACUAAGUAAUAAAGAUUUGGUGAUCUAAUCAGUGA
Messenger RNA from Esox lucius (northern pike), 4395 nucleotides. RefSeq names its product FLII actin remodeling protein (gene flii). The record is from RefSeq and is a predicted model, not a curated record. The transcript has 31 exons. Bases 75 to 3887 code for a protein of 1270 amino acids. Gene Ontology annotation, cellular component: nucleus; actin cytoskeleton; cytoplasm. Gene Ontology annotation, molecular function: phosphatidylinositol-4,5-bisphosphate binding; actin filament binding. Gene Ontology annotation, biological process: actin filament severing; barbed-end actin filament capping; actin polymerization or depolymerization. Lineage: Eukaryota; Metazoa; Chordata; Actinopteri; Esociformes; Esocidae.